UCCUGUGAAUACCAGAGAAGAAACGUUCUGAAUGAAAUGGACAAGUUUGAAGAGGAAGCAGUGAAGGUGCCGUUUGGUACUAGGUCUCUGGAUGCCGCCUUGUGUGUCCCUGCCUCACUGGACCGUGUUCGCAGGGCUGUCAUCCUCACACACGGGGCUGGGGGAGACAUGAACUUCAGACAUCUGGUGUCUCUGGCACACUGUCUGGCCUCCAGAGGCAUCAUCUGCUUCCGAUUCACAUGCAAAGGUUUAAACUUGAGUUAUAGGGUGAAGGCCUACCGUGCUGUGUGGGACUACUUGAAGUCACUACAGAAGUUCACAAUUAGACACAUUUAUUUUGGAGGCAGGUCAAUGGGAUGUCGUUCUGCUGUGGCUCUAGCCAGGCAGCUAAGCGACGAAGCUGAGGAUGCGGUGCAGGGUGUCAUAUGCCUGUCGUUCCCCCUGCACCCACCGGGACAGACAGACGCCCAUCGCCAGCGGAGUGAAGAUCUCAAAAUGCUGCCAGAACACAUGCGUGUGCUAUUUGUGUCAGGCAAAGAGGACAACAUGUGUGACAGGGAUCUUUUCACCGGUGUGGUAAAAGAAAUGAAAUCUCAGGUUGAGGUUUUCUGGCUACACGGAGGCAGCCAUGGACUGACGGUGAAAGGAAGGUCUGAGGAUUCUGUGUUGGAUGAAGUGAACACCAAGGUUAUCGACUGGAUCAGUGAACAGGGAGAAUAGAUUAAUUACUGUGUUGAGAUGUAGAUUUGUUUGUUUUCUGUUUUUAAAUACUUUUUAAAUAAAUUGUAUUAUUUUACACAAUG
Molecule: messenger RNA, 803 nt
Organism: Mugil cephalus (flathead mullet)
Lineage: Eukaryota; Metazoa; Chordata; Actinopteri; Mugiliformes; Mugilidae
Gene: tex30
Product: testis expressed 30
Exons: 5
Coding region: 37-720 (227 amino acids)
Source: RefSeq, a predicted model, not a curated record